CGUCUCAUUCACAAGCACGAGCAGUAUAUAAACGCUUUUCAAAUCGCUCAGAGGCAGAACAACUCACUGUAAAGUUGUAUAUACUUAACUUUUAAUUAAAGAAGAACCAAAACUACCGGAUACUCUUAAAAAGAGGACCAACUUCGAUAGUCUUAAAACUUAAAGCGGUUUUUUUUUCCUUUUCAUUGAACAAACUAACCGAACAAAGGACUCGCGGCUUCAAACAUUACUUUAGGGGAAAUACUUGGUUUCCCCGAACAGCCUAAACGUCUUUUUUUCCCGGCCGUACCAGCUUUAUGUAUUUGGAUUUAUUAUAUCUGUCCCGCCGUCCUACUAUGGUCAUAAUGGAGGUUCCCACCAUCGACUGUGAGUCCCUGCGUUGCUUGUUGGAGGACGACGUGCCGGGCUGCCUGGUGCUGGACUGCCGCUCCUUCCUGUCCUUCAACUCGUCCCACAUCUCGAGCUCCACCAACGUGCGCUUCAGCACCAUAGUGCGCAGGAGAGCCAGGGGGGGUCUGGGCCUGGAGCACAUUGUCCCCAACGAGGACACAAGGAACCGACUCCUGUCCGGGGAGUACCAGUCUGUCGUGCUGCUGGACGACCGCAGUUUGGACUUAAGCCAGGCGAAGAAGGACGGGACAUUGAUGCUCGCUGUUACGGCCCUGUGUCGUGACCCCUGCGGAGCCAGGGUUUUUAUUCUCAAAGGUGGUUUUGAGACAUUUUCCACAGAGUAUCCAGAGACCUGUACCAAACCCUCCCUUCCACAAGGGCUCAGUUUGCCCCUGAGCUCUGGCCAUCCUGGGAGUGCAGACCCCAGCUGUAGUCCAUGCAAUACUCCUUUAUAUGACCAGGGGGGUCCUGUGGAGAUCUUGCCUUUCCUCUACCUUGGCAGUGCUUACCAUGCUUCAAGAAAAGACAUGCUGGACAUGUUGGGGAUCACCGCUCUGAUCAACGUCUCUGCCAACUGUCCCAACCACUUUGUGGACUCCUUCCUCUACAAGAGCAUCCCAGUUGAGGACAACCACAAAGCCGAUAUUAGCUCCUGGUUCAACGAGGCAAUCGAGUUUAUUGACUCGGUGAGAAAUAAAGGAGGCCGUGUGUUCGUGCACUGUCAAGCAGGCAUCUCCCGCUCCGCCACCAUUUGCCUUGCCUACCUCAUGCGGACCAACCGUGUUAAGCUGGACGAGGCCUUCGAGUUUGUCAAGCAGCGCCGCAGCAUCAUCUCCCCCAACUUCAGCUUCAUGGGUCAGCUCCUCCAGUUUGAGUCCCAGGUCCUGGCCUCGUCUACCUGCUCCUCAGAGGCGGGCAGUCCUGCAAUCGGAAACAACAGCACAGUCUUCAAUUUCCCGGUCUCGAUCCCUGUACACUCCUCAGCUGGUCAGCUGUCAUUCCUCCACAGUCCCAUCACCACCUCUCCCAGCUGCUGAGGAAGGUGUGUGGAGCACAGACUUUGUUUGGACUUGAACUGUAACUCACAAGUGCCUCUGCUAAGACCACUGCCCAAAACACGUGCCUGAUCGUAAUCCAUUUUAUUGUGAUACUGGUAUCACUGGACAGAAUGGGAUCUAGUACUUGGGGUCAGUUCAUUUGACUCUGCAGUCUGCUGGCCUAAUCUCUGUAGGUUGGCCUCAUCAUGUCUAAAGGAGAUUAGACUACCAUACAUACGUAUACAUGUUGUGCCUCCUAAAUGUGAAAGUCACCCGCAUGUUUUGAAUCCUAGAUUACUUGGGAAAUGGCUGAACGGGUAGUUGAUAUUAUUCCCCGAGAGGAAGUUGGAACUAUCUGAAUAUUCUUUAUUCAACAGAACGAUUUAAAAUUGUUUUUAUUUUAAUUUUUUAUUCAGGCAAAUGCUUUUGAUAAUCGUAAUCAUUUUUGUAGCAAACGAAAUGGAGAAGGCGAACAGUUGUCUCAGGAAUGUAUCCUCUCAAAUGUCAAUGUUGCUUUCUGUACUGGUUAAAGAAAGUCGUGUCAACCCAUUGCCCAACACGGCAUGGAAGUUACUCCUUCAUUUGACGAGCAAUGAAUGUCACUGAAAUGUCUUUUCAGUGUAGAUGUGGCAGGAAUCUUCAUGUUCAGCUUGAGAGUUGAAUUGGUUGCCAAUUCAAAUGCAAAUACCUGCCUUUCAAGUCAUCCUGACGCAUGGGGAAAUGGACCAUUAAAUACCUCAUGUUUCUGUACUGUGUAUUGCAGCGCUGAGGCGGACAGAACCCCAAAACUACUAAAAAGGGGAUGUGUAGUCCUCAGUGCCUGCAUUCUGACAUAUAUAUUUAUUGAACUAAAGUAAUAUAUUUCUCUAUCAUAUCUAUUUUUGCAUAUGUUUGUUGAAAUGUUGUUUUUAUACGUUUAAUAAAUCUCAUCUGACUUUUGUA
Messenger RNA from Cyclopterus lumpus (lumpfish), 2369 nucleotides. It is a transcript of the gene dusp1, whose product is annotated as dual specificity phosphatase 1. Gene Ontology annotation, cellular component: nucleus; cytoplasm. The transcript is spliced from 4 exons. Lineage: Eukaryota; Metazoa; Chordata; Actinopteri; Perciformes; Cyclopteridae. The record is from RefSeq and is a predicted model, not a curated record. Gene Ontology annotation, biological process: negative regulation of p38MAPK cascade; protein dephosphorylation; endoderm formation. Gene Ontology annotation, molecular function: MAP kinase tyrosine/serine/threonine phosphatase activity; protein tyrosine/threonine phosphatase activity. The coding region runs from base 297 to 1427 and encodes 376 amino acids.